AUGUCGUCGCCGUCCGAACAGCUGGCGCUGGCCGCGCCGCCCACAAUCACCGUCACCAACUCAGAGAGUUCGCGCCACGACGAGCCAAAUGAUACAGUAAUGGAUGAUGGGACACAAAUAUCAGGAGAAGAUAUACCAUCCGAUGCGGACGAGCAGGCGCGCCUCAAGUUGCUCACUACGGGCACUCGGGCGCAAGAUGACUUGGAACGGGAUAUUGGACGACAGGCGGACCAGAUGCUCACAGAGCAAGCUGAUGUGAGGGACAAGAAGCGCAUAGAGAAGCUCGAGGGCGAAGCAAAGCGGGCUGAGGCAGCCAUACAGAAGCUUAAGAAUCGAUUAGCACUCCCAGCUUUAGAUACUCAGAAGGCAAAAUUGCGCGGCGAGAUUGCAGCAUAUCGACAAAAGAUCGACGAUCUAGAUAUGGAGAUGGACAGUAUACAGCAGCGUAUCAACGAUCGUCACAAAGCGCCUGGCGUCGAUGAUGCACCGGAAGAUGGCGCAAAUGGACCGCUACCAAAUGAAACCCAGCGCGAGUGGCUCAUCCGCACAGGCAAGAUCACGCCCUUCUCCAAGGUGGCGCAAAGCCACCCAGGCUCAGGAACCUUGGGCGAGGUCAUGCUAGAUGCUGAAGUUGAAGACAUGGUUGUAGAUGCGGACAAGGGACCAGUGUCACAUCGCAAUUUGAUGAAGCCUGGGUUCGAGAACGUUGAGUCCAGCGAAGAAGAAACGAGUCCAACAUCUAAACCACGACCGAGGAAGCGGCGGAGGGCGACUCCUGCUAGUGAUAACCUAGACUCCAGCGAGCCGAGCACCGGGCCUGGCUUUACCGAUCCCGACUCCGACGAUGCCUUCGAGCCGGGCAUGACAGAUCGCCAACUUGCGACACUGGAUGAGUCUGACGCAGUAUCAGAAGAUAUCGACGAAGACGAUUCGUAUGCGGAGGAGACUACUGGUCGUAAACGUAAACCCAAAGGAAAGAAGACAAAGAAGGCCAAAGCUAAGCCUGUGGAGGAGGCUGUAGUUGAGGAUCUGGCCGGCGUUGACGAUGGCAACGAGCGAGUGUACCGGAAACGCAUAGAGACCUGGACGAAGAAUCGCGCAGCGGCAAGAAAAAAGGCCAAGGCGAAUAGGGGUGAGGUGGCUGCAGAUGAAGAAGGAGAGGAAGAGUGUUACCAACCUCAUCCCACCGAGGCUGACACAGAGUUCGAUGGCGGGUUUCGUAUUCCUGGAGACAUCUACCCAGCACUGUUUGAUUACCAGAAGACUGGUGUACAAUGGCUUUGGGAACUGUACUCCCAAAACGUAGGCGGUAUCAUCGGCGAUGAGAUGGGUUUGGGUAAAACCAUACAGGCCAUCGGCUUGGUUGCGGGCCUUCAUUACUCCAAGAAGCUCACGAAGCCCGUUAUUGUUGUCUGCCCAGCGACGGUCAUGAAGCAAUGGGUAAACGAGUUCCACCGCUGGUGGCCUGCUCUCCGAGUUUCUAUCCUGCAUACGUCUGGCAGUGGUAUGCUGGACACUCGACGAGAAGAUCGUCUAGAGCAGGAAAUGGAGCUUCGGAAGUACGGUGACUACGAUACGACCCUGACUGGCGCCGGCAAGGCUGCAAAGAAGGUCCUCGAAAAGGUCAAGCGUGAUGGUCACGUACUUGUCACGACUUACUCUGGGCUUCAAACAUAUGCUGAGUUUCUGAUUCCUACUGAGUGGGAAUGCGCCAUCCUAGACGAAGGACAUAAGAUCAGGAAUCCCAACACUGCUAUCACGAUUCACUGCAAGGAAUUGCGAACACCAAACCGCAUCAUUCUAUCUGGUACGCCAAUGCAAAAUAACUUGACGGAGCUAUGGUCACUCUUCGAUUUCGUCUUCCCUAUGCGUCUCGGUACCCUCGUCAACUUCCGGAAUCAAUUUGAGUUUCCUAUCAAGCGGGGUGGCUAUGCAAACGCUUCCAAUCUGGAGUUUGAGACUGCCGUGCAAUGCGCUGAAACCCUGAAAGAUGCUGUCAGCCCAUACCUACUCCAGCGAUUCAAGGUCGAUGUAGCGACUGAUCUGCCUCAGAAGAAAGAGCAGGUUCUUUUUUGCAAGUUGACACGUCAACAGCGCCAAGCAUACGAAGCCUUUUUGGCAUCGGAAGACAUGAAGUCGAUCGCGAAUGGCAAGCGCCAGAUGCUCUUUGGCGUCGACUUUCUGCGCAAGAUUUGCAAUCAUCCAGAUCUUACUGAGCACAAGACGCUCUCCAAGAAGCCUGGCUAUGAUUAUGGUAAUCCCAAUAGGUCCGGAAAGAUGCAAGUGGUCAAGGAGUUGCUUUCGCUGUGGAAGAAGGGCGGUCACAAAACACUGCUCUUCGCGCAGCAUCGCAUCAUGCUUGAUAUCUUGCAGAAGUUUAUCAGUCAAUUACCUGAUAUAAAUUGGCGUCGCAUGGAUGGCGAUACACCCAUCAAGGAUCGACAGAACCUUGUCGACGAGUUCAACAACAACCCAGACCUGCACGUCUUCUUACUUACUACAAAGGUUGGAGGUCUUGGUGUGAACCUAACAGGUGCUAAUCGUGUCAUCAUCUAUGACCCCGACUGGAACCCUUCGACAGAUAUACAGGCGCGGGAGCGUUCAUGGCGUUUGGGACAGAAGCGAGAGGUUGAAAUAUACCGGCUCAUGUCCGCCGGCACGAUUGAAGAGAAGAUUUACCAUCGUCAAAUCUUCAAGCAGUUCUUGACAAACAAGGUUUUGAAAGACCCGAAACAGCGACAGACAUUCCAGAUGAGCGAUCUCCACGACCUAUUCACGUUGGGUGUGGAGAAUGUAGAGGGCGAGACAGAGACGGGUAGCUUGUUCCGUGGGUCAGAAGUCAAAUUCGAAGAAGACGGAAAGACGGCCACAGCAGAUGCCACAGCAGCUGAAGCCCUCGCAGCCGUAAAAGGCAUAUCGAGAUCCGAAGCUUUCCAGGCUCCCGUCUCCGACACCGAAGAAGGUGCUCCCGCCAAUGAAGAUGGAACCACGUCUGCUGACAAACCUCCCACGGACUCUCGCCUCAUGUCCACCAUCUUCGCAAAGACAGGUGUUCAUUCUGUCCUUGAACAUGACGCAAUCAUGAACUCGACAGCUGGUGGCCGCAAGCGCAAAGUCCAGGCCGAUCCAGCAUACAUUCAACGCGAGGCGAAACGGCAAGCCGCCCUUGCAGCCGAGCAGCUGAAAAAGAGCAUGGAAGAAGCACGCAACGUACCAGCCGGGACACCGACAUGGACCGGACAAUUUGGCCAAGCCGGCCGUCCCGACACACCACGCGGAUCGGCAUCCACACGUGGUUCUCGCGGUGGCCGGGGAGGCAGCAGACUGGGCGCGCCUUCCUCAACAGCCAUCCUCAACAACCUCGCUGCCCGCCAAGGUCGUCCAAAUCCAACAUCACUAGCAGCAACCUCUACUUCUCGUAGCUCCACAUCUGGGGUGACGACACCGCAGACGUUCCGCGGCCGCCGCAUGCUCGAGAUGAUUCGCGAUUUCAUGCUUACACACGGUGGUACGGUUCCCAGUCGCAUGCUUGUCGAUCACUUUGACCACUACUGUCGCGCACAGCCGGGCAGGAACGAAGAGUUCAAGGAGAUGCUCAAGCUGAUUGCUACACUCGAGAAGAGCGGCAGUGCGCAGAGGGGAAAAUGGGUCCUCAAAGAUGAAUGGAAGACUCAGCCCACAUCCACACCUACUGCUGCUGCGCCUACUACUCAGAGACCUACUGGUGCUGCCGGACGUUAG
Messenger RNA from Pyrenophora tritici-repentis Pt-1C-BFP, 3741 nucleotides. Its product is annotated as HepA, Superfamily II DNA-RNA helicase, SNF2 family. Gene Ontology annotation, cellular component: nucleus. NCBI's taxonomy places the organism in Eukaryota, Fungi, Ascomycota, Dothideomycetes, Pleosporales, Pleosporaceae. The record is from RefSeq and is a predicted model, not a curated record. Gene Ontology annotation, biological process: transcription-coupled nucleotide-excision repair. Gene Ontology annotation, molecular function: ATP-dependent chromatin remodeler activity; ATP binding.